UGGUAAGAUGACUCGUGGAAGCUUGCCUCUUGAUGUAAAGACUAGGUGGAAUUCGACUUUUCUUAUGUUAUCUAGAGCAUUACAGUUUAAGAUAGCAUUUGAUAGAAUGGAAGCAGAAGAUAGGCUGUACAAUGACUACUUUCUCGAAGUAGAUAAUGGGGUUAAGCGGUGUGGACCACCUACUUCUAGGGACUGGAAAGCUGUUGAAAAGCUUAUUAGGUUUUUGGUGAUAUUUUACAACAGCACAUUGAUUGUCUCUGCCUCAUCUAAGGUCAAUGCAUUCAAAUGCUAUGGUGAGAUAGUGACAAUUGAGAGAAAUCUCACUGGUUUAGUUAGCAGUUUAGACUCUGAGUUGAAGUUGAGGGCAUCUGAAAUGUUGAAGAAGUUUUCAAAGUAUUGGGGAGGAAUGAAAGGCGUCAACAAGAUGUUGAUCUUAGCAACCAUCUUCGACCCUACACAGAAGAUGCAUUUCGCAAAGCUCUGUUUUGAGAAGCUGUACGGGAAAGAUAGCUUCGAGGCUAAGGAGAUGACAAAAACCGUGACUGAUCUUCUCACAUCCAUGUUUAAGGAGUACAGCAUGCGGUUCAAAAGAGCUUCUGGACAAGCAUCGCAAGAAGCUGAAGCCUCUGCCGUCCCUGGUCCAGACUCUCAGGAACAAGGAGUGGAAAGAAUGGAACUGGUGGUUGAGGAUUUCGGUUAUGAAAGGAUGGAUGCUGUUUACAAGGAACUUGUUGCUGAAAUAGGUGAAGAUACACGAGAUGAGCUUGAAGUGUACUUGAAGGAAGCGGUGGUGACUCAAAAGCUCUUACCGGGAAUGGAGUUUGAUGUUCUGUCUUGGUGGAAGAUGCACAGAGUGAAGUACCCGGUCCUUGCAGAAAUGGCGAGAGAUCUCCUGGCUAUGCAGGUUUCAUCAGUAGCAUCAGAAAGUGCUUUCAGCACAAGUGGCAGGAUAUUGGAACCCCACAGAAGCUGCUUAACUCACUACAUGAUAGAGGUUAUUAUGUGUACUGAGCAAUGGCUUCAUGCUGACAUCAAGCUUAAGGAAACCAUCAUCACAAAUGAGCAAAUCCUAGAAGACGUUGAAGAGCUUGAUAAGCUUGAGAAAGAGUUUGAAGCUCACAAUCUUGGUGAUUGAACUGAGGAGGCUACAAGGUUGAAGGCUGGAGACUGAAGUUCGAAGAGUAUUUUUUUUUCAUUGAAUUAUGUUGUUUUUGUUUGGUUUUCAAUUGGAGUUUUGGAUAAUGGUGAUCUUUGUUUUGUUUUUUUCAUUUCAGUAAUGGUGGUGAUCUUUGUAUCACUUCCAUCUUAAUAAAGUUUUAAAGUUGCUUUCAUCUUUGUCUCUUUGAUCCUUUUUGUCUCUUGGAUAUUGAAAGUUGAA
Molecule: messenger RNA, 1378 nt
Organism: Raphanus sativus (radish)
Lineage: Eukaryota; Viridiplantae; Streptophyta; Magnoliopsida; Brassicales; Brassicaceae
Product: zinc finger BED domain-containing protein RICESLEEPER 2-like
Exons: 2
Coding region: 8-1135 (375 amino acids)
Molecular function (GO): protein dimerization activity; DNA binding
Source: RefSeq, a predicted model, not a curated record